UUGAAUGGCUGUAGGUCGCUGAACAAAAUCCGAGAUGUGGUACUACGACAAGGAAUAUAUAGCUCAGAAAACGCCUUCGAGGAUGGCUGGUAUAGACUUGGCUACCGAGCUGCAGUUUCGUCGGGAGGGUGCCCGUUUUAUUAUCGACGCUGGCACUAGGAUGGGAUUGCGGUUCGACACGAUGGCCACCGGUGUGGUGUUCUUUCACAGAUUUUACAUGUGUCAGUCGUUUGCCAAGUUUGAUCGAUGGGUUGUCGCUGCUGCGUGUCUUCUAUUGGCCGGUAAAGUAGAAGAAACACCCAAGAAAUGCAGAGACAUCUUUAAGACAGCGAAAUCAUUGCUGUUAGACGAGCAGGUGGCAGGCUUUCGAGGAGAUGAGUGGAAGGAGCAGCUGCUCGUCCACGAACGUAUCUUGCUGCAAACGAUUAAGUUUGAUCUUCAAGUCUCUCAUCCGUACGGUUUUGUGUUUAAAUUUGCUAAGGCAUUCAAAGGUGACAAGAGCAAGGUUCAAAAAGUUGUUCAAAUGGCAUGGACAUUUAUCAACGACAGUUUGUGUACAACAAUUUCGCUUCAAUUUUUGCCUCACGUUGUUGCCAUAGCGAUGCUGAACUUGGCCUCUAAGCUAUCGAAAGUCGAGCUGGUUAUCGCUCCCGAACACCUCGAUCCGUUGCUAUCGUUCAAGGCUCCGUGGUGGGAUCACUUCUUGGAUGAUGCUAGUGAAGAGCUAUUAGCUGAGGUGGCACAAGAGGUUCUUGAUUUGUACAGCGAUGCAGAACGAGACACUCCAGGGAAAACGAGCAAGAGUCAGAGUGCGGCAGGUACACCUAAGGCCGUCAGUCCCAAGGCGAAAUUAUCCGAACAGAACAUUGAGAGGAUUACACCGCCGCUACCACCACCAGCGACACUACCUCCUCAAGCGACACAGUCUGCCCCACCUCAAGCGAUAAUUCAACCUCAACAGCAGAUCGGAGCUCAAGUAUUACUUCAACCUCAGCCUCAGCCUCAGCCACAGUCUCAAAAUCUAGUUCCACCUUCUCUACCGGGUGGAAUCCCGCCACCGCCUAUACUCCAGCAGCUGUUUGCCGGUAUAGCGUCGCUAGAGCAACAACUAAAGAAUCCCGGUCUCUCUGCGUCCGUGCAACAGCAACUGCAGCAACAUCUUCAAGCGCAUCAUCAGCAACUUCAGCAGCUCUUUCAAUCUAUGCCACAGUUGCUGCAGGGGCCUCCUCCAGUGCCAAGCGGAGGAGGUUGGAUGCCGUCUGCGAAUUCUAUGAACUCAGUCGGACAACCGGUACCGCAGACUGCCGUUGUUCAUGCGCCCCAACCACUGGUCGCGCAGACUCAGUAUAGAGGAAGUUGGAUGAGAUAGCGUAGCACGGACAGCGCGUA
Messenger RNA from Corticium candelabrum, 1389 nucleotides. RefSeq names its product cyclin-K-like. Gene Ontology annotation, biological process: regulation of transcription by RNA polymerase II; positive regulation of DNA-templated transcription, elongation. The coding region runs from base 35 to 1369 and encodes 444 amino acids. Lineage: Eukaryota; Metazoa; Porifera; Homoscleromorpha; Homosclerophorida; Plakinidae. The record is from RefSeq and is a predicted model, not a curated record. The transcript is spliced from 8 exons. Gene Ontology annotation, molecular function: cyclin-dependent protein serine/threonine kinase activator activity. Gene Ontology annotation, cellular component: nucleus; cyclin/CDK positive transcription elongation factor complex.